CAGGAUGACUUCCCUCGCCGAUUUUCUGCCCAUCAACGCUAUCCCUGUCCACGCCGGCGCGUCGCCGGCAGAAAACCCCUCGAGCUCGACGCAAGUCGAUAACGCUGGAAUGGAAGUCGACAGCGAUAGCGACAGCAGCUACGACGGCAACAGCGAAGCUGAGUCCAGUAGCGACGACGACGACGACGCCUCGAUGACGUCGGAACCUCGCAACACGACGAACAAAGCCGACGACGAAGACGACACUAAGAUGAAGCUGACGACGAAGGCGACAGAACCGCGCCAUCGCAAGAACCUGGCCAACGCCACGGGAAGCAGCCAAGGUCUCCAAGAAGGCGGCCAAAGCAGCGCGGCAACAAGCAAGCAAACCCGAACAGGCUACUACCGCGACACCGACACCAACCGCUGAGCCUCGGAGCCACGCUUCGGCAGUGGGCGGGAACAAGCGAACGUCUCGCAAGCGGGAUGUCGGCUUUCACCCGCUGUCGGAAGUGGACCUUGCCACUCUCCUAGAGAAAUCGAUAUCAGGCACGUGGACGUACGGCGCAGUAGUGGACCUCGAUCCAACACCGCGCCUCGAAACGGUCGGACACUUACUGAUGCACAUCAACGUGGACAAGAUUCGCGAUCAGCUGCCGCCGAACUGGAAGUUCGUCUUGCAAGAACAGCCAGUCAUCGAAACGGUACUCUCCGCCACGCAAGUGCCAGCCAAUGUGAAGCCUCUAUUGUCGCACCUCACUCGGGUCCAUCUGGUUCCGAACACGUCCACGUUGAAGUGGGGCGUUGCGACACGCGAGGCGUUGGACGGUUUGCCAGGACUGGCCUUCGACAUCCCGGUCGCACGUGGGGUCACUGCGCGCUGCACGUUGGAGAAGGUCGGUGUCCUGGACUCUCUACUUCGACGUUCCAGCAGGCUUUCGGUCGCAUGCCGAGGAAACAGCGUUCUGUGACUUCAUCUACGCCUUAGAACCCCGUCUCUUCUACGCAACGGCCGUAACGGCCGCCGAAUCAACAGGCACGCG
Messenger RNA from Aphanomyces invadans, 1022 nucleotides. RefSeq lists its product as hypothetical. Lineage: Eukaryota; Oomycota; Saprolegniomycetes; Saprolegniales; Verrucalvaceae. Bases 5 to 409 code for a protein of 134 amino acids. The record is from RefSeq and is a predicted model, not a curated record. The transcript has a single exon.